This is a messenger RNA of Pomacea canaliculata, 2120 nucleotides long. RefSeq lists its product as uncharacterized. The record is from RefSeq and is a predicted model, not a curated record. The transcript is spliced from 3 exons. NCBI's taxonomy places the organism in Eukaryota, Metazoa, Mollusca, Gastropoda, Architaenioglossa, Ampullariidae. Bases 306 to 1877 code for a protein of 523 amino acids.
GGCAGCAAGAUGCUGUCAUUCUCAUACGUUCGCACUGAACGCGUGACGUAGUGACCGGCUGGUGAGUUCUCGCGCAAACUCAAGCAGCAAUAUUUGUACGAUAUUUAAACUUAAAGUUUUCUCGUUAAAGACGAUCGGCAUGACCAUUUUCUGUUUCUUCUUUUUUUUCAAAUUUGCUUUAGUGACUUACGGUGAAUGCUGAUGAUGCGAUUGUCAAGAUGACAAAAAUGUCAUGGCUGACAAGCAUACCAACCGAAAAUCGUCACUGUAUUGAGUGCGGUCUCGAAACGACAAAGUAAUCAAAUAUGGCAGCCACGCACAAUUAUGGCUAUUUUCGAAAAUCAAACAACAAAAUUAUCUUAAGCACCCCCGACACAUUCAAGUUUAUUCAGCUUUUUAAGGAAGAAGAGAAUCUAUGGAACACUAACGAUUAUCGACACAACAACAAAAUCCUCAGGUCCCAGAGCCUGCAAGAGAUCGCUCGCAAGAUGAAUAAUAAUUGGACAGAGCAUCAAGUACGAGAAAAGAUUCUUAGCCUGCGAUCUCGCUAUAGUAAAGAGCUGGUGAAAGUGCGUCUUUCAAUAUCCGUGGGAUCUGAAGCAUAUUCCCCAGUCUGGCGCUUCUUCCCUCUUCUUGACAGCUUCCUUCGUCCUUUCUGUGUUACUCGCAAGUUGGAUACUGAAGCUGUGCGGCAUUUUCACCGCCGUCUGAUAAUGGGCAAGGCAGGAGGAGUUGAAACAUCUUCCAGUGCUGUCGUGCAUCGCACGUGCCUGUCUCCAAGCAGCACACUACCACAGCAGCAGGAUCAAAGCUCUCCUCUCUUCUCAAGCAACUGCCAAAUUGUCAGAAAUGGCAAAGCCAUCACCAGCAGUAACACACAUUUGAAGCCUGAUGACAGUGAUGAUUUACAGAUCAUAAGUGAUGAGGAGAUGAGGGACUCGAAUGACCCCGACAUUGCUGAGGUUUAUCUUGACAAUGAUAAGGAGGCUACUUCAGAUUCAGCUCCUGCAGUGCCUGGUGUCUUUGCUGGAAGUGUGCUGGUAACACAAGCCAAGUCCAAUGAACAGUUACAAACACAGCCGCAAGGGUCUCCUUCAUACUUGACAAAAGAAAGCUCAGCAGCUGAGCAGCAGGUAUUAACAGGAGUGUGGAACCAAGGCAAAGAUGGGGAUGAAAAUCUUCGCGAUAAAGAUAGUAUUUCUGCUGCAGCUCUAUCUGGCACUGGAGAGAAGAAUGAAUUAAGUAUUACUGAGGUAUCAGAAGCAGCUGAUUCAGAAAGCGAGUCAAUACUGUAUAAAUACAGAGGGAAAAACCAUCUGGCACAUGAAUCCGAUGAACAACUUUCUCGAAAAGGGCCAAGUGCUAAUCAUGGCAAACUGACUAUUUUCGAAAGACAAAAGCACAAAAAUAUUCCAUCGCCCCCUCCACCCCCUCUACCCAACAGAAACUUACUUUCUCACAAUCUAAAGGACUUUCACAAGCACAGGUAUAAGUCUUCACGACAAGAUACUUUAAACUCAGCUUUAUCCUCUUCCUUGUUUAAUGGCGAAUUUCAAAAUUUGCAAGGAAUGAAUGGACUAGCAGAACAUGUGCCACCCAAAAGACCACUGCUAGCUGGCAACUGCAGCUUUUCAUCCAACACCAGUUCAGAUUCAUUCCAGCAACAAAUGCUUCAGGUCAUGCAGAUUGUUCUGACCAGUGUGAAGGACCAAUUUUCAAAUGAGCACUCUGACGCAGACAUGGCUUUUGCUAAUCACAUAGUUUGUGAACUAAGAAAACUUGAUGAAGAUUUGAAAACAGAUGUAAAAUUCACAAUUCAAAAAGCUAUCUAUGAUGUUCAGAAGCAAAUGAAUGCAAGAAAGCAGCAACAGCAAUAGUCUUCCUUAUAUGUCAGUAGACAAACAAUGCAAUUUGCCUUCGGAAGUCAACUAUCAGGGGUGGGGAGUGGUGGGGAUUGUAAGAUCUGGCACUGUCAGACAACCUCAUCUGAACAAUGAACAGUCUCAACUAUCAUAAAUAAUAUGAUUUCUAUAUAGCUAUGAAAAGAGUUGUUUUUGUAAACUGGCCAAUGUAUUUGACAUACAUGAACCAAAUAAAGUCAAUAAUCAAUGUCACAAAAA